CCUGUUUCAAAACAUUUCAAAUCACUCUCCAUCUCCUCCUCUCACCCCCCUCCUCCGCACUCUCUCGCUCGCAUCCCAGGACCCAGCCGCGCGACCACGACCCCUCCGGCGCUCCCACCGCCGCGUCUCGCCGGCGAAUCGCCGAUACCGCGCAGAGAGAUUGCCCAUGGCGAUGGGUGGCGCGGUGAAAGACCAGCAGCAGCAGCUCCACCCGUGCGACUCGCUUCUCCUCGAGCUCAACGUGAUCUGGGACGAGGUCGGCGAGCCCGACUCGGUGCGGGACAAGACGCUGCUGGAGCUAGAGCAGGAGUGUCUCGACGUCUACAGGAGGAAGGUCGACCAGGCCAACCGCUGCAGGGCUCAGCUGCGGCAAUCCAUCGCCGAGGCCGAGGCCGAGCUCGCCGGUAUCUGUUCGGCCAUAGGCGAGCCACCGGUUCACAUCAGGCAGUCAAACCAGAAUUUACAUGGUUUAAGGGAGGAGUUGAAUGCAAUUAUCCCAUAUUUGGAGGAGAUGCGAACUAAAAAGGUUGAAAGAUGGAACCAGUUCGUUCGUGUCCUUGAGGAGAUUAAGAAGAUUUCAUCCGAAAUCAGGCCUGCAGACUUUGUGCCAUUUAAAACUCCUGUGGAUCAGUCUGAUUUGUCAUUAAGAAAGUUUGAGGAGUUAACGAAGGAGCUAGAAUCCCUUCAGAAAGAGAAGAGGGAAAGGUUACAGCAAGUGAUGGAUCAUUUGAAUACAUUACAUUCCAUAUGUGAGGUGCUUGGUAUUGACUUUAAACAAACAGUGCAUGAGGUGCACCCUAGCCUGGACGAAGCUGAAGGGUCAAAGAACCUGAGCAACACUACAAUCGAGAGACUAGCAUCGGCUGUGAAUAGACUGCGUGAAAUCAAAAUUCAGAGGAUGCAAAAGCUUCAAGAUUUUGCUUCGACAAUGCUAGAACUAUGGAAUCUUAUGGAUACACCAAUUGAAGAACAGCAGAUGUUCCAGAAUGUAACGUGCAAUAUUGCUGCCUCGGAGCAUGAAAUAACGGAACCCAACACCCUGUCGAUCGACUUCCUCAGCUAUGUGGAAGCUGAGGUUUUAAGACUUGAGCAACUGAAAGGAAGCAAAAUGAAGGACCUUGUUUUGAAAAAGAAAUCAGAACUGGAGGAGCACCGAAGACGCGCACAUCUAAUUGGCGAGGAUGGAUAUUCAGAUGAAUUUAACAUUGAGGCUAUUGAGUCCGGAGCUAUUGAUCCUGCAUUAGUUCUGGAACAACUUGAGGCUCACAUUGCAACAGUGAAAGAUGAAGCUUUCAGUCGGAAGGAUAUUCUUGAGAAGGUUGAAAGGUUUCUGAAUGCAUGUGAGGAGGAAGCCUGGCUGGAAGAUUACAACAAAGAUGACAAUCGUUACAAUGCUGGGAAGGGGGCACAUCUGACGCUCAAGAGGGCCGAGAAAGCACGCAUUUUGGUUAACAAGAUUCCGGGAAUGGUAGAUGUUUUGACCACAAAAAUCAUUGCUUGGGAGAAUGAAAGAGGGAAAGAGUUCACAUAUGAUGGUGUACGCCUUCUCUCAACGCUGGACGAAUACAUGAUAGUACGCCAGGAGAAAGAACAAGAGAAGAAGAGACAAAGGGAUCAGAAGAAGCUCCACGAUCAACUCAAAGCUGAGCAGGAAGCUCUCUAUGGUUCGAAACCAAGCCCAUCCAAGCCUCAGAGUAUAAAGAAGGCGCCUAGACACUCGAUGGGUGGUGUAAACCGCAGGGUGUCUAUUGGUGGAGCCACGAUGCAAGCACCGAAAACAGACAUAUUGCACUCCAAGAAUGUUCGUGCUGCCAAGAGAACUGAAGACAUUGCCCAUUUGUCCCCUGCCAGUAGAGGCCUAGACAUUGGCGAUCUUCCCAUCAAGAAGCUAUCUUUCAAUGCCACUGCUCUACGUGAAACAGAGACACCUCGCAAGCCUUUUGCCCAGAUCAUGCCGCCGGCAAGCAGUGUCCCCUCCACUCCUGCACGCUCCGUGACCAAUGACACGGAGGACGAAAACCGAACCCCCAACCCCAAGACAUAUGGAGCAGCACUGAAUCUCAAGACGCCGACCGUGGCGGCUCCGAUGCAGUUGGCGAUGACGCCCACCGUGGCUAACAAGGUCACAGCCGCCCCUGUUUCCCUUGUCUACGAGAAACCGGAGCCAGCAUUGCCGGAGGCGGUCGAGUAUUCCUUCGAAGAAAAGCGGCUGGCCGUCUAUUUGUCCAGAGAAGUUGUUUAGCUGUCAAGACAUGUCAAGAUCUCCACUCUGUGGGUAGGUGAAAGUUGAAAACCUGACUGCAGUUACUUGUGAGAGACUAGCUGUUUGCCUAUGUUGGUCGACGACAGUCGCCCAGCGCUGUUAUGAUUGUUUCUCUGCCAUAUUUGAUUGUUUCCAUACUCAGCAAAGGAAGCUCGCACUUCAGCAGCUUCCGUUCAGUACUGCCAUUUGGUUAGCUAAUUAAGGUAUGUAUAGGUUUCUUUCUCGGCACUGGAUCAUCUUGAAUCUGUUUGAUUAAAUACUAGAUCAGCACUGUUUUUAAUCCA
Molecule: messenger RNA, 2547 nt
Organism: Hordeum vulgare subsp. vulgare (domesticated barley)
Lineage: Eukaryota; Viridiplantae; Streptophyta; Magnoliopsida; Poales; Poaceae
Product: 65-kDa microtubule-associated protein 3
Exons: 13
Coding region: 167-2242 (691 amino acids)
Biological process (GO): microtubule cytoskeleton organization
Cellular component (GO): spindle; cytoplasm
Molecular function (GO): microtubule binding
Source: RefSeq, a predicted model, not a curated record